Molecule: messenger RNA, 349 nt
Organism: Scatophagus argus
Lineage: Eukaryota; Metazoa; Chordata; Actinopteri; Scatophagidae
Source: the annotation of a RefSeq genome assembly
AUGAAUCUAAUUAUCACAAUCACCGCUAUCACCUCUAUUCUUUCUAUCAUCCUAAUCGUAGUCUCUUUCUGGCUACCUCAAAUCACCCCUGACUAUGAAAAACUCUCCCCCUAUGAAUGCGGGUUUGACCCGUUGGGCACCGCCCGUCUGCCAUUUUCCAUUCGGUUUUUCCUAGUCGCUAUCCUUUUCCUUUUAUUUGACCUGGAAAUUGCACUUCUCCUUCCGCUUCCAUGGGGAAAUCAACUCAUAACCCCCUUAUUAACCUUCCUGUGAGCGCUUACUGUACUAGUUUUACUCACACUUGGCUUAAUCUAUGAAUGACUUCAAGGAGGCCUAGAAUGAGCCGAAU